AAGUAUGAAGUGGAAAAGAGGAUCAAUGGAUUUCUUUCCUGAAAAAACAUUUUUAAUUAUAAAAGAUAACGUUGAAACGUUUUCAGUAAAAAAAUCAUAUCGGCGUAUGAAAUCAAAAUCAGCAGCAGACACGACGGGUACAUGGCCACCAAAAGUUAAAAAAAAUAGUUUAUUUGUAGCUGUUGAGCGACCAAAAACAGCUAAUCUAGAGAGGCCAGCGGUGCUAAAUCCCGCAUUGGUUAAUAAAUUAGACAUGUCAUUGCUGAGUAAAGAACGAUUAUGCGAUUCAAUGACGCGAAUACAACUUGAUCGAAGAGCUACCACCAGUAUCACAGUAAGUGGGGGUGGAUAUACACUACCCGCCAACAAUAACAAACAAGUACACCAGCAGCAGGCUACCAGUAUUGUUCAAUCAUCAAACAACAGUAUUGCGUCGCUCACCGAGGCUAAAACAUUUUUUAUUCGCUCUAAACGACCUACCUUUCAACACCUUAUUAUUAAUAAUUAUUACUUAUAUGAUCAACCAACAACAACAACAAUGCCUGUUAAUCACAAACUUGAUCCAGUAAUUGUUAAAAAAUCACCCAGUCCAGUUUUAAAUAAUAAUAGACAGACAAUAAAAUUAACAGAGAAUAAAAUAACAGGUUCGUCGUUGUCAAUUGUUCGGACAUCAAAGUCAUCUCGUUUAGCAUUACCGGAGGAACUUAAAGUGUUUACCACCUCAGCGACUGUUAAUAAAUUAAAAACACCAGAGCCAUGUAAAACUUGUGGCCGUCCUGAUCAGCCUGAACGAUUUCACAGCCAUCCAAAGGGUCUUCCUCUCAAGGGAAUUACUGAUAAUAAAGAUAAAAAUAAUAAUAAUAAUAAUAAUAAUAAUACCAAAGAUAAUGUUAAAAAAUCUAUUCAAAAGCCAGUUGCUUUAAAUUACAAAAGCGAUAAAAAUAAAGAUAAAUCAACAAAAAAUAACAAUAAAUAUGGCCAGAAUGAUUGUUUUGUUGAAAAAGAUAAAAAAAAAUUAUCAUCACCCAAUAGUAGUGAUAGUAAUAAUGAAAAUUACAGUAAAUCACGUCCAGGUUCAGUUAAUAAAAAAGGACCGAGAACGGUUACUUGUUACAUAUGCUCACGUGAAUUUGGCACUGCUAGUUUUCCGAUACACGAGCCAAAAUGCAUGGAGAAAUGGGAGCGUGAAAAUGAAGCAUUAUCUCCAUCACAAAGACGUCCUCGUCCUCAACGACCAGAAUUGCCAUUAAAUCAUCACCAGUGGAACAACGUUGCCUGGGAAUUGUCUCAAACGCAGCUACUUCCUUGUUCGAAAUGCGGCAGAACUUUUUUACCCGAUCGUUUACCGGUUCAUCAAAAAAGUUGCAAAAAUUCCAAGGAUACAGCGUCAGAUAAAUCAGACAGGACUGAAAAACCGAGGAGCUCUACCAGUCAAUCGGGUUCCUCAACUAUUUUUUGUCAGACCUGCGGUCGUAAUUUCGGCGCAAGAACUAUUAAAAUACAUGAACCCCAAUGUUUAAAACGUUGGCAGGCUGCUAACAAUAUUUCAUCCGAUGAUAACAAAAAAAAACAAGAUAAAUCAUCUGGUGGUAGCUGUUCUAAUAAUUCACGGGAAUUAGUAAAACCUACGACAACUUGUUAUAUAUGUGGUCGCGACUUUGGAUCAGCUAGUAUUGAUAUCCAUGAGCCGCAGUGCUUGAAAAAAUGGCAUAUUGAUAAUGAUAAACUCCAACUGAGUCAACGUCGCUAUCAGCCGAUUAAACCUAUUUUAGCUGAUACUACAUUGGAUACAGCAAGCCCUGUAAUUAACUGGGCAGCAACCACCGAAGCAAAAUGGAAAUCACAUUUGGGUCAAUUAAUCCCUUGCAAAAACUGCAAAAGAACUUUUAAUCCUGAUCGAGUUGCUGUACACGAACGCACGUGCAAAGGUACACGCUAA
Cotesia congregata is the source of this 1939-nucleotide messenger RNA. Lineage: Eukaryota; Metazoa; Arthropoda; Insecta; Hymenoptera; Braconidae. The record is from the annotation of a GenBank genome assembly.